Molecule: messenger RNA, 759 nt
Organism: Echinococcus granulosus
Lineage: Eukaryota; Metazoa; Platyhelminthes; Cestoda; Cyclophyllidea; Taeniidae
Product: Tyrosine-protein kinase Src42A
Exons: 5
Coding region: 1-759 (252 amino acids)
Molecular function (GO): protein binding
Source: RefSeq, a predicted model, not a curated record
AUGGAGAACGAACUGCUAUUGGAAGGAUGGGGCUUGCCUGUGCUCACACCGCCCCGCCUAGCGACAGAUAUUAGAUCACUGCGUCAACUGCCGGUUAAACGUAGUGUUGCUUCCUCUCUCUCCUCCUAUUCCAAUCGGCUUAGCGUGUCAAUUUUGAGAAUCAUGGAAGCGAAUUCCACUUGGGCCUUUGCUCUUUAUGACUUCAAAGCUAUGGAAGAUGGUGAUUUAGCAUUCAGGGCAGGUGACCUUCUCCAAUUAUCCAAAUCCCAUCAAGAGAACAAAGGGCAGAACUGGCUUGCAGCCACAAAUCCACGAACACGUUGCGUUGGUGAGGUGCCUGCCAACUAUAUCACCUCUGAGCGUGGGUAUUCAGCAGCUCUAGACGCUUUCAGGGAAACAGAUCGCAAUGGUGCUAGUAAAUUGCUUCAAUCUAAUGACUACUCGAGUAACUUUAACUACGUUAUUCGACCCAGCCGUGAAUGCAAUGAAAUGGCCUUAUCAAUUAAGCCUUUAAGGGGAAAUUUGACGCACUACAAAAUCUACUUUAGUGGAACUGAUCCGAAUUGCUUCCUAUUCGUGAACAAAACCUUCAAAACGAUUGAGGAUUUGAAAAUGAGAUUGCGCCUGGAUGCAUUUUGCAGGCUUAUAAACCUUUCAAAGAUUCUCUGCCUACAAAUCCUCAGGUCGCCAGAUAGACUUCAAUACCUCUUUACUAACUCUGCUUUUACCAGCAAUGCAACGCUAAGCGAACACUUGUAG